Molecule: messenger RNA, 3054 nt
Organism: Aspergillus nidulans FGSC A4
Lineage: Eukaryota; Fungi; Ascomycota; Eurotiomycetes; Eurotiales; Aspergillaceae
Exons: 5
Coding region: 1-3054 (1017 amino acids)
Cellular component (GO): membrane
Source: RefSeq, a predicted model, not a curated record
AUGGCGGACCAGUUUCCUCCACGCGACUAUGCUUGCGAAAAUCAUGGCACCGAUCGGAGAUCUGUCAAGUGUCCAAGCCUGGUUGACAAGGCGAAGUCGGUUUGGAACAAGACCGGCUUGGACCUGCAGUCAAUUAUGCUGAUGGUCAAAGGCGCAAUACCUCCAACAAUCGGACUAGCAAUUUACCAGGCCGACUCUAUCGCGGCGUAUUUCACCACUUCCGGAUAUCUGAUAGCUAUUAUAUCGGUACUGGGAUUCGCCAUUAUGCCCCGCGCCAAGUUCGUUCAGAUGAUGCUGCUCGAUAUACUGGCUGUAUGCGUCGCAGCUGCUGUGAAUGCGUUGAUGAUGUUUGCGACCGUCAAAGCACGCGAGCAGUCGACCAGUUCGGAUCAAUCUCAACCGAGUAGCUCAGGCUUUCCGCCGUACAAUUCCUCUGCUUCGGUUACCAGCGGCGUCUUUUUAUUCUUCCAGACUUAUUUUGUCCAUUCGCUCAGAGCCCAUUACCAGCAGUUUCAAUUCCCCGUCAUUAUCUACUCCAUUGUGGCCAACGUCACCUUCUCGUUUGCACCGCUUCUGUCUACUAUGCCCGCGGCGCUAUCGAUGGUUCGCCGACUGCUUGAGGCUGCGUUAUUGGGACUGGGGCUCUCUACUGGAGUGUCCUUUUUCAUUUUCCCGCUCUCUUGCCGAGCCGUGGUAUUCAAACAAAUGGCAGGCUAUAUCUCUGCUUUAAGAUCUGCUCUGCAAGCCCAUACUGCCUAUUUUGAAGCAUUGGAGAGCGAGAACGUGUUUGGGCGAACAGCGACCUACGACUCAACCGUAGAGAAGAUGGAUAAACAUGGCAAGGUCUAUUCCCCAGAAGCAACAACAAUUCGAAAAGCCGUACAUAAAAUCACAGAGCUCCAUGGAAAGAUGGCCGGCGAUCUACCGUUCGCAAAACGUGAAAUUGCGAUAGGCGAGCUCGGUCCUGAUGACCUUCAAUCUAUCUUCCGCCAUCUUCGCCAGACGAUGGUACCCGUAGUUGGCCUCGGCUUCAUUGUCGAUAUCUUUGAGCGACUAUCAGAAUACAACAAAUGGAACGAGCCUAUUGAUCCAUCCUCUGUGGUAUCUGGCGACCUCCGCGACCGUGCGGUGCAUGAGUGGCAUGAGAUUAUGACGGCUGUCCAUGACCCGUUUGUCUCUAUGAUUGAAACAAUAGACGAAGGCUUGCAGCAUGUUGCGGUGACUCUAAAGCUGACACCGGCUCCAAAGAAUGUGAACUUGGACCCCGAGACCGCUAGCAGUCGAUCCCCUGGUAACAAAGGGUUUAGUGCUUAUAUGGAAAGGAAGCUCUCUGAUUUCAAGAUAGCUAAGCAGCUUGCCCUGCGGACUUGGAGUGAAGAGAAAGGCAUUACACUUCCGCCAGACUUUUUCGAGCAUCCUACAACUGCGCAUCUGGAAACGGAGGACAUACCCGUGGAUGGCUCUGUAGAUAGAGACCGCGCUCGGAGACAAUUGUUUCUGUUUCUUUAUAUGGAGCAAUUACUGGCCUCCACUGGCCAGGUGGUCCUUGAAUUCGUCCGAUACGCCGAUCGGAAACGAGAGAGCGGGAAGCUCUCGAGAACGAGAUUGAUUAUCCCUGGUGGCAAACGUCUGCGCAAGUGGGCCUUGAGCAUUUUCAAAACCGGGGAUCCUCAAGGAGAGGACCAUUUGGGCGAUGUGAAUGCGAACAAUGGCGUGCUUCAGCUUGGCGAGGCGUAUACAACUAGGAAAGACCCAGAACAUUUACCGCCAGAAACAACGCUUCAGAAGUUAGGAGAUAAGAUUAGGCGAAUUGCAGCAAUGCUCCGCUCUCCACAAUCGUCUUAUGGGUUCCGUGUUGCAUGUGCUACAAUGACCAUUGCGGUUGUUUAUUUCAUUCGAGACACGCAAGAAUUCUUCAUUAGACAGCGAUUUGUCUGGGCUAUCAUCAUGGUCAACCUGAGCAUGUCUCCGACGUCUGGCCAAAGUCUUUUUGGUUUCGCCCUCCGUAUCGUUGGGACUAUCCUAGCAAUGACGCUUAGUCUGCUUUGUUGGUAUAUUCCUGGAAAGCAGACUCCUGGUAUCCUUGUUUUCUUUUUCUUGUUUGUCGCUGCGACAUUCUAUAUACCGGUUAAGCAGUUCCGUUUCCGAAUUGCAGGAGUUAUUACCGUGAUAUCUACUGCGAUGAUCGUGGGUUAUGAGCUUCAGGCUCGCAAAAUUGGCGAGCAAAACGUCAGCGCAAACGGUCAGACGUACUAUCCGAUCUAUCUCCUGGCUCCGUAUCGGCUCGCGGUUGUGACUGGAGGCAUUGCAGUUGCUUUUUUCUGGACGUUUUUCCCUUACCCUAUCUCGGAGCAUUCCGUAUUGCGACAGAACCUGGGAUCGAGCCUAUACCUUCUCGCUAAUUACUACUCAAUCAUUCAUGAAACGGUGACUGCGCGUAUGCGCGGCGAUGAAGGUGACAAUGCCCUCAAGACACCAGCGGGGAGGCGGCUGUUGAAGGCCCGAAACAAAGUAUUUUCAAAACAGAUGAUCAUGCUGAGCAGUCUCCGCACAUACUCUGAGUUUCUCAAAUGGGAAGUGCCCAUUGGGGGUCGGUUCCCUAAACAACAGUAUGAUAGAAUUAUUACCUGCAUCGAGAAGCCAUUCAUGAAACUCACAGCUAAACCUAGGUUCAGCAUUGUCAACUACCUCAGUCUUCUUGGGUAUGCCUCGGAUUCACUUAAGCAGCUUGGGAACGAUGACGAAUCGGACUCCGCUUGGCUUAAUGAUCUGAGAAGGUUGAUUGCCAGUGCUCGAAUUACUACGCACCAGAUAACAUCAGUGCUAUGUCUUCUCUCUGCCAGCCUUACGAAUCAACAACCUCUGCCUCCAUUUUUGAAAACACCCAGACCGUACAGCUUCUCGAAGCGGCUUGAACAGCUGGACAAGGAUAUCCUGAGUCUGCGACAUAUUGCAGAGCCUGGAUUCGCUACGUUUUCUGUUCUGCAGAUUUCCACUCGCUGCAUCGUUGGUGACGUGGAGUUACUUAUGAAGUAUGUUAUCGUCCGAGAUUGA